AUGGAUGCACAAACCAGAAAAAUGGCUCAGUUAUUGGACAAUGAUCAGUUCUUGGAAAAAGUAGGGGUAAGCAUUGGAUCUGACGCAGUUCCGGUGAAAGGCCGACCAUCCUGGCAUGAUAUUACAAUAACAGAUUUGGAGCCCGAUAAUGGAUUACUAGUUACACACAUCAACCAGACACAAGACCUGCUGAGAGUGCAAAACAGGAAAAUGCGAUCCAGUGAGGUGCAAACCACAGAAGAAUGGCUAAGAAACCACAGUUUAGAAUCCAUGCAAUUAACAUUAGAAGAUCUCCUAAAGAAGGGCAAUAUUGUCUUGAAUGCAAGAAAUGCCACAGAACAGAUAGAGUUUGCUGCCAAGACAGUUGUUAAUUUUGAAUCCAAGCUGUCUGAAGCAAUUGAACUUUAUCACCAGCGAAUUCAGUGGCUGUUGGAGGACAGCAGAAAGGUGUUCGGCCUUAUAAAAGGCAACAAAGUUGGACUCCUGGUUGAUGUAUCCGAUAUAAGUUGUGGACCUCGACUAUUUGAGUUCCAGAAAGACCUUUUGUUUCUAAUAGAUGAACAGCUGUGUUAUAAGAAGCAGUUAUAUUUCCUCUCCUUUGGUACUGAGAUUUCAUCUCUAUGGGAGAAUCCAACAAACGUCAAUGUGCGCAUCCUAGAUGAAGCAAGACAGUGGGUGCAGGAGCUGCAACCCAGUGGAGGCUGCAAUUUGCUGAAAGCUUUAAAGAAGGUCCUUACAAUGAGGGAACUGAAUUCAUUGGUUCUUAUUGUAGGAAGCUGCCCUGAUCAAUCUUCGGAAAUAUUGUCUGACUAUAUUCAGCAGUGUACCGUGGGGAGAAAGCUGCUGAUACACACCAUUACGUAUGAGUGUAGCAAUCAUGUUCCUCCUGCUGUUUUAAAGAACCUUGCGGAAGUUGUUGGAGGCCGUUAUCACUGUUAUUCUUCAAAGAGUGAGAAUUACGAUAGCAGCGAUGUUUAUCUACUGCUUUGUGAAUCCCAAAAAGCUAAGAAUAUUCUCAGCAGCAUCAGAGAAACUUUCCAGGGAAGGAUUGGUGAUUCAGUUAUUGGUAGAGUACAAGAUAUUUCCAAAGAAUUUACCAAGUUGACGCCUGCUAGUUUCCUACCCAAACCUCCGAAGCAUGAAGGACCUCUUGUUAUACAAAUGCCAAGCUUCCUGGCCAAAACCUCAGCAGCCUGGUUAAAGACAAAUGGAUUGAAAGCCAAGAAGUUAAGCCUUUAUCAAGUUUUGGCUCCUAAUGCUUUUUCACCUGUGGAAGAAUUUGUGCCUAUUCUUCAGAAAACAGUGUCAUCAACUCUGCAUGAGAAAGCAAUGAUGCAGUUUGAAUGGCAUGAUGGGACUCUGAAAAAUGUUCACGUGGACCCACCAAUAUUAUAUGACUAUCAGAAACAGCUUGAUAGAAUGGUGAGAACGUAUGAGAGGCGAAUAGACUGGCUUUCUAUCGCUAGUAGAAGAAUAUGGGGAACUGUUUGUGAACGGAGGGUUGUUAUACUUGUUGAUAUCUCAGUAACAAAUUCCUUGUACAUCAUUCAUAUCCAACAUUCCCUGCGACUUUUACUUGAAGAACAAAUGUCAAACAAGGAUUUCUUCAAUAUUAUAGCAUUUGGAAGUGACAUCAAGUCUUGGAAACCAGAAAUGGUUCCUUCAAAUCCAGAAAAUUUACAAAGUGCCUGGAGAUGGGUGUUGAGCCUGCAGUGCAAAGGCAGUAGAAAUUUCAUGAGUGCUCUAAGAACAGCAGUGGAAGUAGACCUCAAAGAUAAAGACAAACAUGUAUCUCAAGGACUUUAUCUGCUUACCACUGGAGUUCCUGACCAGGAUAUGCAUGCAGUUAGUACUUACGUGGCCGAUGUCUGUGGAGGUUGUGAUUUGCAGCUUCAUGUCUGUCUGUUCAGUGUAAAUGGUUUUGACCCCAAUGGCAUUAUUCCAUCUCGUUAUGCCAAUCCAAAUGAAACCGCCAGCACGUUUAGAGAAAUAGCACAUGCUGCCAAUGGAAGGUUUCAUUGGUUUGGAGAAACAGGCAUUUAUGAAAGUGAUGAUAUCAGUAUUAUUGUGUCUGAAAUGGAAAAAGCAGUCAACUACUCCCAAAAGUGUGCCUUGCUGGUGGAAUCCUUAAAGCAACGUUCAGGAACUCAGUUGGUUAAUCAGUUUAUCCCAGAAGAAGGUUUAAAGAUGCUCUUAAAAAAGGAGAGAACUAGAGCACAGAAAUUGCUGCCUCCUAAACCUACAGCUCUCACUCUGGCUAGAAUGAAUAUCAAAGACAAUCAUGAGGGGGAAAAAAAUGCUGCCUUAAAAGCUCUGACAUGGCGUCCAACUAGUGCCAAAGCAGAAAUCCCACCACCUCAGCCGAUAAAAGAAUGGACUCAGACUUCUGUGAAGAAGAAACAUAAAUCAAGAAAACAGUCACAGAUCUCCCUCUCAGUAUUUUAUAUUGACAAAGGAAAAAAUGUGGGUGCAGUUUACAGAAAGUAUCCAAAGGAAAAAAGCGUGAGGAGGUCUGUUCCUGUUGCUACACUGCCAAAGGAAGAGGAAAUAUGUUCAAGCAAAGAGUGGUUGAACAAGUACAGUAUAAAAAAGUUGAAGUUAGAGUUGCCCAGAAUUAUGUUUGGUCCCAACUGUGUUCACCAGAAGAAAAUGGUCGAGUCUUUGCACAAGAAAGUGUCAGCAAAAUACUGUACCAUCUUCCCCAGUGUGGAAAUCAAUGGUAUUGUGAAACACCUACAAUUUCAGCCUAAGGAACUAGAAGCCUAUGUUGAACAAAUGGAGAGGGUGUUACGUUGCUAUAUACGAAGAAUACAGUGGCUUCUCUCAGGAAGCCGGCGAUUAUUUGGCACCAUUUUGGAGACAAAAGUAUGCAUCUUGAUUGAUACAUCUGGUUCCAUGGACCCUUAUUUGCAACAGGUCACAAAAGAGCUUACCUCCCUCAUCUGGGAACAGCUAAGAAAGAAUAAUGCUAGGUUUAACCUGCUGAGAUUUGCAGAAGAUAUAGACACUUGGCAGGAGUUUCUUGUAGAGGCUACAGAUGAAACAUGUCAUGAUGCUGUACAAUGGGUGUCAAAAUUCCAAGCUCAUGGCAAUACAUGUGUCCUUAAGGCUUUGCAGAAAGCUUUCUGUUUUCAAGAUCUAGAGGCACUGUAUGUUCUGACCGAUGGAAAGCCAGAUACCAGCUGCAGUCUCAUUCUAAAAGAAGUUGAAAAGAUUAGAAAGAAACAAACCAUUAAAAUCCACACCAUUUCUUUUAACUGUUCAGACAGAAGAGCUAAUGAAUUUCUGAAGAAGCUGGCCUCUCAAACAGGAGGACGCUACCAUCGCUGUAUUGGAGAUAUGGAUGGACAGUUAGCAGCACACAGAAUGUUGACAGAAGGGUUUGAUGAUGAUGAUGAUCCAGUUUUUCCUUUCUUCGAAGGAGAUGAUUUAAAGAAACUUGCUCAAGAAGUAGCAAAAGCCAGAAGCUUUUUAAUGCAGGCAAAAUCUUUUAGGUGA
Molecule: messenger RNA, 3498 nt
Organism: Terrapene triunguis (Three-toed box turtle)
Lineage: Eukaryota; Metazoa; Chordata; Testudines; Emydidae
Gene: VWA3A
Product: von Willebrand factor A domain containing 3A
Exons: 31
Coding region: 1-3498 (1165 amino acids)
Source: RefSeq, a predicted model, not a curated record